Molecule: messenger RNA, 13387 nt
Organism: Frankliniella occidentalis (western flower thrips)
Lineage: Eukaryota; Metazoa; Arthropoda; Insecta; Thysanoptera; Thripidae
Gene: unc-13
Exons: 28
Coding region: 625-9945 (3106 amino acids)
Biological process (GO): presynaptic dense core vesicle exocytosis; synaptic vesicle priming; neuromuscular junction development
Cellular component (GO): presynaptic active zone cytoplasmic component; presynaptic membrane; plasma membrane
Molecular function (GO): diacylglycerol binding; calmodulin binding; syntaxin-1 binding
Source: RefSeq, a predicted model, not a curated record
CCCAGGUCAGGUCGACGGGACCGUUCAAGCGCCCCGCGCCCUAGAGGCCAGUCCCCUCGCGCGACCCCGCGCCUCGCGCCCCGCCCCGCCCCGCGCCAGGCAACGCGCGUGUGUGCGCGUGCGUGCGUGCGUGCGCGCGUGUGUGUGCGCUACGUGUGGUGCUCGUGUGUGCGCUAGUGCGUGUGCUGAGUGUGCUCGUCUGUGCGUGUGCGCGCGCCCGCGCGCGCGCGUUUUUCUUGUGUGUGUGUGUGUGCAGUGAGUGUAGUGUGACGGUGCAGUGAGUGGAUACGGCGCGCCCGGACGCAGCUCCAGUGGAAUCCGCCACCUUCACCGCCAUGGGAUAUUAUUACAAUUACGUUGGAUCAGUGCUUCGGUGAAACUAGUGUGUUGUGAGGCGAGCAGAGAGGAAGCAAAAGGAUACUCACCCUGGAUACUCACCUCGGCGUGACCCUGGGCUGCUGACGGUCUCAUAGGCCGGACCCAGCAAUGGAAGGCUUAGAAGAGGGCCGGAAGUUUGCUCAUGGGGGUCCAGUCGUGCGGCCAACCUGGGCCUCCCCAUGCAGCGCGCCGCACCCCGCCAUCUGCCCCGCGCACCACCCUCGCACAGGGCCCACCUGAUGCAGCAUGGAGCCUGUGCGGACCAGCGGAGGGGAAGGGGACGGGGCUCCCCCUGGGGUUCCUCAUGGGGCUCCCCUUGGGGCUCCCCUUGGGGCACCCUCCCCCUGCGGAGGUGGAGCAGCAGCAGGCGGCGGAGGAGGAGGAAGUCUGGUUGGGUUGGGUACCUCCGGGGCGUUGGCGGGGGUGGCGCUGUAUGGCGGGGAAAGAGGAAGUGGAUCGGGGACCUCUCAGUCACCAUCACCGCCACCCACGGGCUCCGACCUCGUCAUCGGCGACUUCAUGCAGCGGCUGGGUACUCGGCUAAACCUUCUCGAGAGCGAACUCAAGUACGCAUGGCGCGCUCUCGACCUUCUCUCCCACGAGUACAUCCGUAUGUGGACCCGCCUAGAGAAGCUGGAGGCGCUGCUCUACGAGCAGCAAAACGUCAUCGGGCAGCUGCUAGAAUUCUACUCCUCCGUUGAGGCUGGUGAUCCUACGGCUCACCGCUUCCCGCUGGACAACGCCAGACGAGCUCUGCAGGCCAUCGCUGACGCGCGCAUCGGGGGAUUUGAUAAACAAAGGGCCAUCGAGGCUGGGGAGGCAGCUGCAGCAGCGGGGACGGCUGCGAUAGACACUCUGGUCGAUGAAAUCUAUGGCUUGCCAGGGGAGGCUUUCUACCGCAGUCUCAACACAGCUUUUCGGGAAGAUUUGAUGCACACGGAGAACACCCCACUUCAAAGCAGUCAGCUAGGAAUGAUUUGGGAAGAGGCUGAGGAACUUGAAGAAAGUAAAAAGGACGAAGGUCGCGAUAUUUCUAGUCUUAUUAAGGAACUUGUGGACGUACCGGAAGUAUACAGUGCAUUAGACUACAAAGAUUACCGUGGGAAUUCUCCUUGUGUGAGUGAACACGACUUAGCUCAGCUGUCACAGUUAAGUGCAAUAGACCAGAACGCUCUUGAAAAGCUACAAGAACUAGAUCGGCUGACAAACAAGCUCCAGAGAGACUCAGCAAGCUUAAAAGAAUUAAAGAGCCGGCUUUUAGAAUCACCGCGGAAGUCACGAGCCACAACCUCGUUACUGAGUGGCAGAGCAAUAGAAUCGGAGACAAGUACAGAAGCUCAAGUUGAUUCAUGGACACUAAGUUCUUCCUCGAGAGACGAUCUUCUGUCUGGUGCCUCACCAAGUACAUCUGGUUAUAAAUCUCGGACAAUUUCGCACCUGGAUGCAGGUUCAAAUGAUGUUGAUCUCACUUCCUCCUUAGCUAGUAUUAGUGGAACAGCAUCACCAGGUUCUACAUCACCGAGACAUAGGUCUCUCUUAGAAUCGUCUUCGUCUGCCUAUGGAUCGUCGUCCAAAACGACCUAUAGCAGUACACUGUUUCACGGAGACAUGGCAUCAUCAUGCUCUUCCCUUGCUAAUAAGACUGCGAAUGAACUGUAUAGUUCCUCCACUGCCCUUUCAAGCGCACUGGAACCAAGCAACAUUUCGUCCAGAUUAUCAGACCCCAUCCAAUGUUCAAAACUGACGGAUGGUCUUUCUUCGACACGAUUAACAGAUGGUCUCUCGCUGACAAGGUUGUCAGAUGCACCAUCUUCGUCUCGAAUAUUAGAAGGCAUAUCAUCUCCAAGACUAGGAGAUAAUCUCCCUUCAUCUAGGUAUACUGAAGGAUUAUUUUCAGGUUCAAGAGAACGUGUGUGCUCGCCUACGUCUUCUAUAGCUAGUGUACGGACUAGAAAAGAUGGAUAUGUAGAUAGUAUUAGGAUAGAUUCUGAUUUGUCGGAGAGCCUAGCUGGUUCGUUUGACGCUUCCUCAAGUCCUCCUCCCCCAGCACCAAAUGAUAGUGACCGACUGAACAGAAGAAGCUAUGAAAUCCCUGCAGAUGAUAGUGCAGUUAUCGAAAUGAUGAUUCAAGAAGAACAGCAAAAACAAGAAGAAAGAAACACUCUCAGCGCCAGUUUGGCACAACAACCAGGAAGACUGAGUCCCCACACGCCCCGUUCACCUAAAUCCCCAAGACUGUCCCCGAAGCACGUGUCCAAGUCGUCUUCGUCAAAUAUCAUUGCUGCAAAGUCUGACUCUGGUUUGUCUUCCAUGAGCGGGUGGUCGAGUUUGGAAAAAUCUCCAGGAUCUCCCAAAAGUGGAACAAACAAAGUAUCAUUACAUACAUAUGAUAAUGCAUAUCUUGAAGUAGAAACCCAACAGUUGCAGCUUGAUGCAGCUCUUGCAAGUGGUCCUAUCCACACGUCCCCGAGAAGAUCACCUUUGCCAUCUUAUGGAGAACAGACAUCUGGACUACUUCCGGGUGGUCACCACAUAUCAGCCUUCACGACUGUCGCAGCGGGGAGCUCUUUAGAUGAACCCAGUCGACUUUCGUCUAUCGAUCUGGCGUCACUAUCCAUGGUCCCUUCUCCUGCACCGCUAGUUGAUGCGACAGGGAGCCCGAAGUCCCGUUCGACAUAUUCGUCACCGUCUUAUUACGCAGCCAAGGGAAGUACUAGUGCUGGCGCUGGAUACAGUGAUAUGCCUUAUAGCAUGGACCAAUCUGCACUGUACAGCAUAGCCGGUAGCAGCAGGCAGCCGUCUUAUUCAUCACUUUAUGCUAGCAUAUCAAAAUCACCACUUGUUGAAUAUCCCGACCUUAUCAGACCAGUAUCAAGAAGCCAAAUCCACAGUAGUUCAUCAUAUUCUGCGUUUAAACCGGAACCGGAAAUGCCUCAUAGUUCUAUAAACAUUGGUUUCCCUACUCCAACUAGGUCUCCUCUUGGUAGUAGGGAGAAAAGAACUCGACUUUCAAGAGUUCAUUCCACGGGGUCUGUACCUCCCACUGGGUCGUUGCCAUCCGGGUCUACAUUACCACCAGGAAAUGCAAUGCCUUUAGGGGCGGUCGGGGGAGUCGCCAACAUGGAGGCCUACAAGACAGCUAUGUACCGGACCAUGUUUCCUACUGGGAACAUUACCGACGCCUUGUCGUAUUAUCCAACAAAUUCAUCCCGAAAUGAACGUUUCUUGGUGUCCUCAUAUCGUGACGGUCAGUGGAUGAGCAGAUCAAUCGAUGGCACUGGAGAAAAUUUGUCUUACGACCCGAGUAUGGCUUCUAUUAGUUCUAAUGAUACCAGUACAGGUACCAUUAGUUACUCAUCCAGCCAUACAACGAGUGCUGCGCGGUCGGAUAGGAUACCAAGGUACCAACCACCACCCACUUCGGCACCUCAAAGAUCUCAAAUUAGUUCAAGUUCAUCAAUUGAGUAUCCUCAAAGAAGACCAGCAUCAGAAAUGGACCUUAGGUAUAGAAAUGUAAAUGAAGAUUAUGAAAGUAGGACAUAUAGACAGCCAGAAGAGGAAAGAUUUUACAACCAAAGUGGCGUAAUAGUUUCGCAAUCGGGUUAUUUGUCAAUAGCCUCUCAUGAAUUAAGAGAAGCACACCAACAACCGGAAGAAAAACCUCCUAAAAAGCCAAGGAGAACAGGAAGUUUAAAGCAGGCUAUGAGCUCUGUGAGCCAAUGGUUACCUGAUUUGAAAGAUCUUAACGUACUUUCUAAACGCCACAGAUCAAAUUCCUUACCAUCGGGUGUGCACACAGAUGACACUAAGGUGUCCAAGGACUACAUGCGUUACUUCACUCUUGCCAGAUCUAAGAACGGAGACCAAGCUGGUGGCAGUAGGAAAAAGAAACGACACCCUCUCGUCUCGACAAUGUCUGGGUUUAUUCAAAGAGCAAAGAAAAGAGGGCCUCUUUUACGGCACUCGCUCUCUGACACGGAAACAGAACCGAAUGAGCCAGAGUGGUCACCUCCCAAGGCUAUGAGGAGUCAGCGGAGUAUGGGUGCUGCGUCAGAUUCCGACGAUGGAGCUUUCGAGCGCGGGUUCGACAGGGUUGUAUUUGACCGAGUGUCGGCAAGGGGAAGCAGCAUGCGUGCUCCAAAGCGCGACUCCAUAUCAUCUUUAGAAACUAGAAGAAUGGAUGAUAGCGAUUUUACUGCUGACAGUCGCUCGCAGUCGAGAGAAAAUCAGUGGGCUCCCCAUGGAAACGAUACCUGCAGUCGAAGCAGAGAGGACAGUACUGAUUUAUCAUCCCUUUUUGCGACUAUAGGUGACGUUAAGAAAACAACCCAAAACGGAAACGGCACAGAGUUAGAAACAAGCUCACAACAAGAGAAUAUUCAAAUCCCUCCGCUGACAAUUCCUGCUGCAAAUCGAGAAUGGGCUGCCUCUCGAGCUUUGGGGAAGUAUAGGCAGCGCCAGAGUAGUAAUAGUGUAAGUGAAGCAAUGUCAGAGGGAUCGGACGAGAAGACAGAUGAAGGCCCAAGUCCUAGGACUAGUCGCCACGUCGAUAACGAUAUCGUGCCGAAAAUAAGUGAAGAUGACUCUGCAAUGUUUGAAGAAAGGGAAAAGAAAAUAAUUGAAGAACCAACAAUAAUACUGCCUCAGCCGUCGUUAGGUCCGCUUCCUGUAAUCCAAUCAGAAACGCCCACUAGUAUGGAUGCCCACAUGCAAGCCCCUGGAAUAUUUCAGGCGCCCUCUCCGAUGCCAUCCGUCAUUUCUUCACCCACGCCUUCUCCGCAGCCUGAGGUUCAGGAGAAGCCGGAGGGAAGCCCAAGCCCGUCAAUGCACCGAGGUCAAGUCGGCAAUAGACACUACCUUCCCCGCCACCAGCAAAGCCUCGAAAUACCAAGUCUGGGCCGGGGAGGUGGUUCGCUUGAAGAUGACGACAACCGAAGCACCCACUCAUGGAGGAGCACUUCCCGCGUGUCCUCAAGGAGACAAAGCACAGAAGACAGUAUCGACAGUGAGGAUGAAUGGUAUUGGUAUGAGUUAAGAAAGCUUGAAGAGAUGGAGAGGCAGUCUCACUUGGACCACACUGACCGUGAUGAGGCGCUGCCCAUAUUAGCUACUCAGUACGAGCAAGAAGACGAAUUAAAACAGCAAAUGUCUAUCGUCAUGCAAGAGCUAAGGCUAAAGGUUAAGCCGACACCCGACAUUGAAGAAAUGCCUCAGCAUACCACUGUUGUGCAACCUGAAAUCCAGUUGACAGAAGUAAUAGAAGCACCUGAACCAAAACAGGCCAGCACACCUGUUGAAGAAAUGCACUCUCCGAUCGACAGACUGGCUGUACACACCGAGGAAGAGCACUCUUCUGGCGACACAAGCGGGCCUGAUAGUCCACAACAAACAGAUAUUGAAGAUGACUCUGACGUAGCGGCUGCGGAAGAGGAAGCUGCUCGGUCUCGGAGGAGCUCCAGUGGCUCCACUCUGAGGCAGCAACAUAUGCAAGGGUCGGACUCAUUAAGUCGCGAUGGAUCCAUAAGUGUGGGGCCGUCAGAACGAUCUAUGUCCGUCCAAGGCGACUCGGAAGAAACCGCUACUUUGCGAGAGGGUUCGAGAUCGACCAGCGUUGGACAAAGUGAAGAGGGUGACAGGAGAGGAUCGACCGCCACCACUACGUCUGCCAAUGCCAAGAUGCGCUUCGGUGAAUCCGACAGCUUUUCUUCUUCCAAGGAGGAAGGUUCCAAAUGGAAACUUCUUAAAGCCUUGAAAGAACGAAAAGCUGAGGAAAAGACGAUGCAGGAGGAGAAGGCAGCGGCGGCAGCGGCAGGCAAAGAGAAUGGCACUGGUGGCGAUAACAACAGGUCUAGCGGACAUCCUGGCGCAAAUGCCUUCUACAGCAAUAUCGACAGUAUGCCGGACAUCAGGCCGCGGAGGAAAUCCAUUCCUCUCGUCUCUGAGCUUGUGCUCAAGACGAUGGCGGCCACCAAGAGGAACGCGGGCCUCACCUCGGCCGUGCCCCGGGCCACGCUCAACGAUGAAGAACUCAAAAUGCACGUGUACAAGAAGACGCUGCAGGCGCUCAUCUACCCCAUCUCGUCCACCACGCCUCACAACUUCGUGCUCUGGACGGCCACCUCGCCCACCUACUGCUACGAGUGCGAGGGCCUGCUCUGGGGCAUCGCGCGCCAGGGUGUGCGCUGCACCGAGUGCGCCGUCAAGUGCCACGAGAAGUGUAAAGACCUGCUCAACGCCGACUGCUUACAACGUGCUGCCGAGAAAAGCUCAAAACACGGCGCCGAGGAUAAGGCCAACUCCAUCAUCACCGCCAUGAAGGAGCGCAUGAAGCAGAGGGAGAUGGAGAAGCCGGAAAUAUUCGAACUCAUCAGGUCCGUGUUCAGCGUGGAAGAGAAGAACCACGUCGGCCACAUGCGGGCGGUCAAGCAGUCGGUGCUCGAUGGCACGUCCAAGUGGUCCGCCAAAAUUGCCAUCACAGGUUUGUCCCCCGCCAGUUUGUCACCCCUCGGACUAGCCUCGUCCAACCCGGACCCAGCCUGCCAGCCCCGGCUUACCAAAGACGUUUCAGAUGGACCCCGAUACUCAUAUAGAUUCCGUGGAACAAGCGGAAGAAAUCGUGUUAGAGGGCACCUCCAAAUGGUCGUGCAAGAUCGCAAUAACAGCGAGUGCCACAACUCCUCAGAUCGGAUCAAAGUGCGGGUGUGGGAUGAGGACAACGACUUGAAGAGCAAGCUGCGACAGAAGCUCACCCGCGAGUCAGAUGACUUCCUCGGCCAGACCAUCAUUGAGGUGCGGACGCUCUCGGGCGAGAUGGACGUCUGGUACAACCUGGAGAAGCGUACGGACAAGUCAGCCGUGUCGGGCGCCAUCCGGCUGCACAUCAGCGUGGAGAUCAAGGGCGAGGAGAAGGUGGCGCCUUACCACAUCCAGUACACGUGCCUGCACGAGAACCUCUUCCACUCGCUGUGCGAGGAGAACGGCGGCGCCGUGGUGCUGCCGCAGGUCAAGGGCGACGAGGCGUGGAAGACGUACUUCGAGCCGUCGGCGCAGGACAUCGUGGACGAGUUCGCCAUGCGCUACGGCAUCGAGAGCAUCUACCAGGCCAUGACCCACUUCCACUGCCUGUCCACCAAGUACCUCUGCCCUGGCGUGCCCGCGGUCAUGAGCACUCUGCUCGCCAACAUCAACGCCUACUAUGCGCACACCACGGCCUCAUCUGCCGUUUCGGCCUCUGACCGAUUCGCUGCAUCCAAUUUUGGAAAAGAAAAGUUUGUUAAGCUACUUGACCAACUGCACAACUCUCUACGAAUUGAUUUGUCUAUGUACCGAAACAAUUUCCCAGCCUCAAGCCAAGAAAAGUUGAUGGAUCUGAAAUCAACUGUUGACCUUUUAACAAGCAUUACAUUUUUCCGUAUGAAAGUGCAAGAACUUUCGUCCCCUCCUCGAGCAUCAACAGUAGUAAAGGAUUGUGUAAAAGCAUGUUUGCGCUCUACGUAUCAAUUUUUAUUUGAAAACUGUUAUGAACUGUACAGUCGAGAGUACCAGACAGAUCCUAACGAGCCAAAACAUGAUGAGCCAGGUCCUCGGCUUGAUUCUCUUGACUUCUGGCAUAAAAUCAUUGCCUUGAUUGUAUCUGUGAUUGAAGAGGACAAGAACUCAUAUGGACCUGUUCUAAACCAAUUCCCUCAGGAGUUAAAUAUUGGAGCUUUAUCAGCAUCUACCAUGUGGUCUCAGUUUGCAAUAGAUAUGAAAUAUGCAUUAGAAGAACAUGAGCAACAUAGGCUCUGCAAAUCAUCUGCUUAUAUGAAUCUUCACUUCAAGGUGAAAUGGAUGCAUACAAACUAUGUAAAAGAUGUUCCACCCUACAAGAAUUGUGUUCCAGAGUAUCCAGCUUGGUUUGAGCCAUUUGUUAUGCAAUGGCUGAAUGAAAAUGAUGAUGUAUCGCUUGAAUAUUUACAUGGAGCUUACAACAGAGACAAGAAAGAUGGGUUCCAAAGAAGUAGUGAGCAUUCACUCUUUUCCUGCUCGGUUGUGGAUGUAUUUACACAGCUCACUCAGUGCUUUGAUGUUGUGUCAAAGCUUGAGUGUCCAGACCCAGAAAUUACAAAACGAUAUAUGAAACGCUUUGCUAAGACAAUAGUCAAAGUAUUAGUAGCAUAUACUGACAUUGUUAAGAAAGAGUUUGAAGUUAAUGUAAAAGAUGAAAGAGUUGCAUGUGUUAUGAUGAACAACAUUCAACAGUUGAGAGUCCAAUUAGAAAAAAUGUUUGAAUCUAUGGGAGGAGAAAGUUUAGAGGAAGAUGCUGCAAACAUAUUGAAAGAGUUGCAAGCAAAUCUCAAUAACUGUCUAGAUGAGUUAGCAGUUUUGUUUGCUGUUAGCCUGGAGACAAGAAUUGAAAAGAGUGUAAAAGAGGUGGGAGAUAUCUUGUUAUCAAUAAAAGGAGGAGGACAAAUUACUGGUAUGAACCAGGCACCGGCCAGAGCAACUGUAAGUGCAGAAGCAGAUGAAGUGUUAAGGCCGCUCAUGGAUCUUCUUGACGGUUCCUUAUCACUUUAUGCUGAAUCAUGUGAAAAGACAGUCUUGAAGAGGCUACUCAAGGAAUUGUGGAAGAUAGUUGUUCGCAUUUUGGAGAAAUCUGUAGUAUUGCCACCCAUGACAGAUAAGAGUAUGAUUUUGAAAAAUUUGACGGACAAUGCUAAGAAUUUAGCUGCUAAUGCCAAAAUAGAAGAUAUGUCAAGGCUGUUCAAAAAUCACAUGGCGAGCAAACAAGAUGUGAAGAAUGCAUUAAGUGGUGUCAUGGUGGAGAAAAAUCUAUCACCCAAGCAGUGUGCUGUACUGGAAGUCGCCCUCGACACAAUAAAGCAAUAUUUCCAUGCUGGUGGUAACGGACUGAAAAAAGCAUUUUUGGAAAAGAGCCCAGAACUUCAAAGUUUACGUUAUGCUCUCUCGCUUUACACUCAAACAACAGAUACGCUUAUUAAAACAUUUGUCACCACUCAACAAAAUGAAGAUAAUAUGAGUUUAGAUGAUGGCAGUGUUGGAGAAGUGUCCAUCCAAGUUGAUCUAUUUACUCAUCCUGGCACAGGAGAACACAAAGUCACAACAAAAGUUGUAGCAGCUAAUGAUCUAAAGUGGCCAACUGCAUCUGGUAUGUUUAGGCCUUUUGUAGAAGUGAAUUUAAUAGGCCCUCAUUUAGCAGAUAAGAAACGUAAACAGGCCACAAAGUCAAAAUCGAAUAAUUGGUCUCCUAAGUUCAAUGAGACAUUCCACUUCACAAUUGGUAACGAGGAGCAAUUGGAUUACUUUGAACUUCAUAUUUGUGUGAAAGAUUACUGCUUUGCAAGAGAUGAUCGUCUUAUUGGUGUUGCUGUUAUGCAGUUGAAAGAUAUUGCUGAUCAAGCCUCGUGUGCGCGGUGGCUUUCUCUAGGGAAACGCUGUAAUAUGGAUGAAACUGGAUGGACAAUAUUGCGUAUUCUCUCCCAGAGAAACAAUGACGAGGUGGCUAAGGAGUUUGUCAAAUUAAAGUCAGACAUCAGACAAGAAGAACCCAUUCCACCAAAUGCUUAGUAUAUCUGUGUUACUCCUUCUCGUCUUCCAAUUUGAACUUUGUGACAUAGAUUCCAAUUUUGUUGUUGAAGAAGACACUACAUCAGUGGUUCUGCUUCACAGCUGACUUUAUUCUUCUUCCUUGCAUCCAGGAAAAAUAUUUGUUUUUGGACAUUUUUAUCCAUUGUGACCAACAAAAUUGUUAUGUAUUGAAAGAGUGAUUUAAUAAGUUCGUCACAAUAGUCUUCCAUGAAAAGCAUCCCUGAACAGUUUUCCCUUCAUCAUCGACCUUAGAAAAGUUUUGAUCCAAAUGUGUACUCAGCAUGGAAGCAAGCUAGUCCAGAUUUCAAGAAACCAGAAGAUUGAAAUUCAUCCACAAUCGUUUGACUUUUAGAUCCUUUGUACUUCAGUUCAUACCUAGUUGCAUUCCAAUAUCUUGGCUGUCUGAUUUACACUUUAAGAUUGCUUCCAGACUUAUAGUCUUUGCUGAGUUCAAUGGAGUUGCUCCAUUUUGUACUUCCUACCUGACCCUCUAAUUUUGUUUCACUUCCUAUACUGCAUCAGGAGGUUUCUUUUAAUUUGAACUGUGUUAUGUGAUUAAUUGCAGUGAUAUAACUUAAAAUGUAUAUUUAUAUAUACAAAUAAUAAAAUGGCUGUAUAUAUAUCUAUACAGAAAAGAAAAGUAUGAAAAGAAGAAAACCAUUCUCUUCCAGUAUCAGGAGAUUAAAAUUUAACGGGAUUCAUUAUUUCUGUUCAUACUGUGUGCAAAAGACUGCUUGAAGGAACAUACUGUUAUCAUUCAUGUUUUGAAUUGUAUCUUGUUUAAUUAUUUCUACUUGUUUUGGUAGUUUACAUCAAUGCAUUAGGAAAUUGUUCUCUUACUUAUAAUUUUUUAAGCUCUUUUCAUAUCAUCCUCUUAAUUUAUUUAUUUCUUAUGUAAUGAAAAACAGUUUAGGGUUGUGAUAUCGCAGGGAACAGUAGGACUUCACGGGAAUUGGAGGCACAAAAUAUCUCUAUUAGUCAGAAAGAUGUUAGAAAUGCUGUUCCGCGAAAGAUUCUCCCAUACAUUGCAUGAUUUUUUGCAUAUCAUUGUUCUAAAUGAGGUGAUACUUUUGUUACUGCUGGGAGCGAUCGCUGUCUGUUUCUGAGAUCUCUUUCUAUUGAUUGAUUAUGUUGUCGGAGGGACAAAAUACCUGCUAGUCACUGUUUACCUUGCAGUCCAAAUUUUGCAGGAACUUGUAGAGUUUGCCUGAAAUUCUGUCAGAGAGCAGCCACCCAAAUCUGCUAAUAAUAAAUUAUCAUACAAGUCCCUGACAUUUCAGGUAAAACUUAAGAAUUUUCUGCUGCAGGAGGUUUUUCCCCCCAGAACUUAAAUUGCUUGGACUUUAUUUUUAUCUCAAUUGUUCAUGUUUGAAUGGGUUGAUGCAAAUGUGUGUUUAGUUAUAGUUUCAUCUGAAGUGGUGUUUGAGGACUGUAUUUUAUUCGAGGCUCCAAUAUACUGUUUGUAAGACAUGUCACUUGCAGAGGUUACCCUCUUCUGACAAUAAAAUGUUCAAAUACGAGCCCCUUUUAUCUUUGAUGUUCUAAUCUUUAUUGAUUUCUUUUUUUCUAAAUUCUGUCUUUUCUUACCUUCCACUUUUGGUAUUUCUACCUAGAUAUUUGUGAUUUUUUGUCAUGCACACUGUAAAUAUGUCAUCAAUUGUAUAAAUGUACAUAAACCAUCAUUACAGCUUCAGGCAUCUUUGAAAAUUACAAAGUUGUAAAUGAUGAUCAUUUUAAAUUUAGUAUGUGUUUGGGCUGUUCAUUUCUAUAAUGUAAAUGAGUACUGAACGGAGCAAUAGGGAAAGGGCUUCACUUUUUCAUUUUUAAACGAGGAAGCUCAGCAAACACAGGGGAGUUGACUCCUGAUUUGAAACACAACCUUGUUGUGUAUCAUUAUAUCAACUAACUGAUCUUGCAACCAGUUUUGGCUACAUGUUUUAAAGAUUCCCAGAUUUAACUGUUAGGUCCUGGACAUAUUGCUUGCUGAGGGGAAAAUUUAGUUGCCCUCAAAGCAUUUUAAAAGAUCUGCUUUUUGAUUGUGGUUAUUAUUAUAGAAGCUCAUACUGAAAUUGUGACCCAUUUGAGUUAAAAAUGAUUGUCAUCAGUCAGUUUUGUUGACGACGAAGCAGAAUUGUUGAUUAAUUGUGAUAAAAAUUUGUUGAACAUUGUGUAUAGUUUUGAUGUUUAUUUUCUUGACGUCUCCAGCAAUAAUGAAGCAUUUCAAAAGGGUAACCAUUAAGGUGUCGAAAAAAGUGCUUCGGCGUGUUAUGGGCAUUGUUCAAAUUUAUUUUAGCGAUGGAAUCCAAUAAAUUUUCUCUACCCUUGAAUGAUGUGUAUAAACUUUAAGGAGACCGUGUCAAAUCUACUUCAGUUUCACUCUUCAUAUCUUCAUGGGGUUUGUAAACAGUAGAGGAGUUUGAGCCAAACUAUAUUUCAAGUGCCUUUUGUUAUGCAAUGCCUUCUCUCAUUAUUAAAAUAAAAAGAGGAUCAUUUUUGAAGGAUUAUGUGAGGGGUACCUGUAAACUAAGUUUUGUUUUUACUGUUGUGUUUGUGUUUCAUGUUCUGUUUUAUAUGAAUAAAUGGAGUGUAUAUUUAAAUCCUUGUUUGUACAUAGAAGUCUGUGUGUAUAUUCAAAAUUGUAUAUAUGUAUCCAAAAACUCCUUUUGACUCAUUAUUGUUGUGCUCUUCACAAUGCAGUACCACAAAAUGUUACAAUAUCAAAAAUUCAUAUCUGCUUUAAGCUAUUUCAGCCAAUAUAAGAUUUGAGUCUUUCAUGUAAGAUAUGUGUGAAGUAUUUUUACUUGAACUGUUUGUUAAUAAUCUGUAAAGCUUUCUUGUUCAUUUGAUAUUUGUGUAAAAUUGUCAAGGGUUCAGAAACUAUAAGAGCUUAAUUGAAACAUGUUGUAAGCCUAUUCACUUGCUUUGUGUUUUUUUUAAGCAAAGAAAUUUUCUCAGCUAAAAUAGCAGAGUGAUUUUUAAUUUUGUAUUAAGCAGCAUUUUCUUACUAUAAACUAGUACACGAAUUUAAUUUUCUGUUUUAAAUUAGAGCGUUAAAAAUACGGCCAAAGCUAAUUAAUAAGGAGCAAAAUAAUUUCAAUUGUUACCUCUGAGCGACUUCCUCAGUCCCCAAAAUCAAAAUGAAUGUUUUAUAAAUAACACUGUCUUUUAUAAAAAUGCAACUAGUUAUCAGAAAAAGAAAUAAACUACUCUAUGGAUUCUGAAAUUGUAUAGAAUUAACCCAUAGAAAUGAAAUCAGCAGGUAUUUUUCAGCGAGAUUGGUAACUCCAGCACUCAGGCCGAGCAGAGCACAACUGCUGGCUCUAUUAUCUGCCUCGCACUGUACUGCUUAAUGACCUUAUCAUUGUUAAGCAAUCGUGUUGACAUGUUUGUUUGCUAGUUGAAUAAAAAAAUGUUUCUAUAA